This is a messenger RNA of Amborella trichopoda, 2423 nucleotides long. RefSeq lists its product as uncharacterized. Gene Ontology annotation, molecular function: protein binding. The record is from RefSeq and is a predicted model, not a curated record. NCBI's taxonomy places the organism in Eukaryota, Viridiplantae, Streptophyta, Magnoliopsida, Amborellales, Amborellaceae.
CUUCUAUCAUGGAUGAGAUCACACAAGCCUUACAGAGUAGAGAAGUAAUAUUCAGGCAUGUAAACAGAGAGCGCAAUGGAGAUGCUGAUCGAUUAGCCAAAGAGGCAACGUUGUCCUAGCUUUAUGAAGACAGUUGUUCAACAUCUUCACGGUGUAUACUGAGCUUUAUUUUCAGUUUUCUCAGUAAUAUUAUGGAGGAAGAGGAUAUAAAGAGUGUCACUGUUAUUUGGAAGGGAAAGCAAAUCACUGUAGAGACUAAUUCAGGCUCUACUGUUGAAGAGCUUGGUCAGAAGCUGCAGACAGUGACGAAUGUGAAACCUGAAACAAUGUGGUUACUUGUUCCACGCUCUACAAAUAAUAGCUCCAAAUUACUUUUACCAUUCUCACAUGAGCACUCAAAAUUAAGCUUGCAAGAAACUGCUGUUCUCAAGUGGAAAUCUAUUCGGAUGAUGGGAGUGUUUUCAGAUGAAAUUGAAGAGGUUUCCCAUGAUAGUUCUAAACCAGAUCUAACGAUCGCUGGAUUUGAUGAAGAGGAAAAGAGAUUAAGGCAACGCACAUUUGGGAGGCCCCAAUCUUCAUUGAGACUUCCACAAGGACCUUAUAUCUUUUGUGAUUUUUGCACACUCAGCAUUCCAGGAAUUCAGUUGAGUCCUCCACCCACUGAAGUGUUACAAAGAAUGCAUAUGCUUGCUAGUGAUCCGGGCAUUGUUGCUAUCAUGAACAAGCAUAAAUGGCGGGUAGGAAUUAUGACAGAGUUAGCUCCAGUUGGCUAUGUUGGGGUCAGUCCUGAGUGUAUUCUUGGAUUUAACAAGAAUCAUGGAGAGGAAAUUUCACUUCGGCUCCGUACAGAUGACCUCAAGGGAUUCAGGAAAUAUGAGAGCAUAAAGAAGACUUUGUUGCAUGAGCUUGCCCACAUGGUACACUCUAAACAUGAUACGAACUUCUAUGCCCUUGAUAAGCAGCUGAAUCAAGAAGCUGUCACUUUAGAUUGGACAAAAUCUAAAAGACAUACCUUGAGUGGAACCAGUUCAAAAGAUGAUUAUGAAUGGGAAACCCAGAUAGAAAGAGUUCAUCAUGCUCCAAAGCUUGGCGGUAGAAGUCUUAAUCCAGGCAUUCAUGUACGAGAAUCUUCAGUGGCUGCUGCCUAUAUUCGAUUAUUAUAGAACUCCUCUGAUAAUGGUUCCGAAGAACCCAAGAAACAGGCUGAUGCUAUGGAGAUCGACUCUUCCAAUAUGAAUUCUAGUGGUUUUGUGAAUAUGGGAGAGCCUGAUCCUGAUGAUGGGGAUUCGGUGAAAAGUAAAAAACUGACCCUUGGCCAUGAGGAGCCUGAUCCUGAUCCUGAUGACUGUUGCCUCCCAAACAGUAGCAUCAUGGAGUAUAUGAACACAUCAUUGCCAGAUCCUGAUGGUUUUUGUGACCAUAAAAUAAGCGAGGAACCUGAUCUUGAUGAUUUGUGUGACCAUAGGCAAAGAGAAGAACCUGAUCCUGAUGAUUUGAUUGACCACAGGCGAAGAGAAGAACCCGAUCCUGAUGAUUUGUGUGACCAUAGGAAAAGAGAAGAACCUGAUCCUGAUGAUUUGUGUGACCAUAGGAAAAGAGAAGAACCUGGUCCUGAUGAAUUCAGUACAAAGAAGGGCAUUUUGAAACAUGUGUCUGAACCUGAUCCUGAUGAUGAUGAGAUCCAUGAGGAGCCUGAUCCAGAUGAAACAAACAGCAAGGUUUUGGGAAAUGAGUUAAAAACCAGUGAACCUGAUCCUGAUGACACUGGUGUAAGUGAAGCCAUGGCAAUUGAACCUGAUCAAGAUGAUACUCAGGACAUCUCUGAGGGUUUCAAGCCUGAUCCAAAAGAGCAUUUAGAAACACAAAUCAAUGAACCAGAACCUGAUGAUUUUGAAAAGGCAGUAAUCAAUGAACCAGACCUUGAUGAUUCUGAAAAUGCAAGGACCAGUGAACCAGAUCCUGAUGAUUUCGAUAAAGCAGGGACGAAUGAACCAGACCCUGAUGAUACUGAAAAGGCAGGGGCCAAUGAACCAGAUCCUGAUUAUUCUGAUAAAGUGGGGACCAAUGAACCAGUCCGUGAUGAUUCUGAAAAUGCUGAGACCUUUCAAGCAGAAGGCAUGGACUUGGAUGAGCUGAGAAGGAUUCAAGAUUCUGUUACCAUUGUCACCACCCGCCUUCAAAGUUCAAUUGAGAGGCUGAAGGCCGAAGCUUCUCCCUUCGAGGCUGCUUCAGUUAUUUUGACUCUGUUCAAGAUUCUUAGGUGUAUGGCAUGCUUAUUCACUAACUUCAAUAACUCAAAGCGAAGUCAAAAGUCAGUCACUGUGAAGAACAAUUGGAGUAGAGGAGACUAAUGUUAGUGACUUUUCGGAUCACAUUAACUUUUUUUUUUUGGAUAGAUUAACUUCUUUUGGGAAAUUCUGAAG